Molecule: messenger RNA, 1821 nt
Organism: Sarcophilus harrisii (Tasmanian devil)
Lineage: Eukaryota; Metazoa; Chordata; Mammalia; Dasyuromorphia; Dasyuridae
Gene: RNF223
Product: ring finger protein 223
Exons: 1
Coding region: 203-940 (245 amino acids)
Biological process (GO): protein ubiquitination
Molecular function (GO): ubiquitin protein ligase activity
Source: RefSeq, a predicted model, not a curated record
CAGCGAAGGGAGGGCGGCACCCCAUUGGUGCAGGAACACCUUGGCCAUAAGGCAGGACUGCUCUAGAACGGGGGCACAGGGAGCAGGAGGGGGGCGCCCAGCCUCCUUCCCUCCCCGAGGACUCGGGACGAGAGUAGGGGGAGAGGGGGGAAGCGCCCUCCAGUCUGACGCCAUCUCUGCUUUGUCCCCCCAGAUCGGAACCAUGUCAUCCACCCAGCAAGUGUGGCACACGGCGGUGCCCCCGCCGGCCCUGAGCAGCCCGUCGGCGGUGGUGCCCAUGGGGCCCGUGUCCCCUCCCCCAGGCUCCCCCGAGGACAAAUCGGAAAAGGUGUCGUCCCCGCUGGAGUGCUCCAUCUGCUUCUCAGGCUACGACAACAUCUUCAAGACCCCCAAGGUGCUCUCCUGCACUCAUGUUUUCUGCCUGGAGUGCCUGGCCCGGCUCGUGGCGGCCCAGCCCGUCAGGCAGUCGGAGGACACCAUCCCCUGCCCCUUCUGCCGCCAGCCCACGGCCGUGCCGCUGUCCGGCGCCCCCGCCCUGCGCACCAACCAGGAGCUGCUGGCCUCCCUGGCCCCCCACCUGCGCAAGGAGGAGCCAGUCUGGAUGGACGGCAGCAAACUCUGCUACAGGCCCCCCCUGCCUUCGAGCGCGGGUGAGCCCCCCGCCUGCAUCUGCCUGGACGUGGCCCUGAGCAAGCCGGAGGCCGUCCACCUGCCGUCGCCCGUCCCGCCCCGCCGCAGGGGCUUCCUGGCCAGGCUUUCCUACUGCAGCGACUGGAAGAGGAUCCUGCUCAUCACCGUGCUGCUGAUCAUCCUCUUCUGCAUCAUCCUGUGGCCGGUUCAGUGCGCCCUCAAGACUGGCAACCUCCGCUGCUUCACCCGGCCCCCUUCCAGCGUGGCCCACCGGCCCAGUCCCUCCGGCUUGCCUCUGAACGAUGAUUAAAACGGCCCCCACCCCGUGAGUGCAGCCGUCAGGGCUGGAGCCCCGGGCCACACGCAGCCUCCUUCGCCCCCCGCGGUCGUCGCCCGGUCUCCAGGAUGGGACCAACUCUCGAGGACUCGAUGUCUGGGGGCCGGUGGGAGGGACAUGGAGCGAGGAGAUAACCCUCAGCCGGGCUCUCCACAGCAACAGCAGCACUGGGAGGGACCUUGCCGGUCCCCGGGUCCGAGUCCUUCAUGAAGAAAGUGAUCCGGCCAGUGUCGCUCAGAGGGACCGGGACAGAGCUGGGGUUUGUCCCCAAGUCUGCAGGUCCCUGGCCCUGAACUCUUUCUAACAGAUCCUUCUUUAAAAUGUGAAAAAGAACUAAGUGGGGAGGGCAGAGGACUAGGAAGGGGACGGAAUGAGCGCCCCCCCCACUCAGGACACUGAUUUGUAAUUUUCUACAACUCAUAUUUUAUUUGUAUUUGUAUGUGAACAUUUCACCUCUGAGGCUCCGGUGUCUUCCGGACCAUCCUCUCCCCCGGGGUUGCCCCAGGCUGGGCAGGGCUGGUCCCUCCCCUGGACCCCAUCCUGCUCUCCCCCAACACGCAGUGCCCCCCUCCCGGACUCCCAUUCCCACUUCCCUGGUCUGACUGGCUCCACCCUUCAGCCUCCCCUUCUCCCGCCAGGAGAGGCCUGAGCCAGACUUUACUGACCUCCCUUACACCCCCUCCCCCCAUCAUUGCACUUGUUGGAGCACAUCCUGGGCAUUAAACCAUCCCCAUCUCCCAGUCUUCCUCCCCAUGAUCCGUCCUGGUCAGGGAGGGAGCCAGGACGAGGGUCCAUUAUCUGUCCCCUCAGUUUGGUAAUUGCUAUUUGUUAAAUAAAUAAUUUUGUAUCUGUUU